AUGUUGCUACCAUUCGUUGUGGCCCUGGUUACAAUGGCGCGUCUCGCCUCGGCGUAUCAAGUGGGAGAUUACGUGCCGUUGGCCAGGAAGGGACAGUUUAACAAUAUGCGGACGCACUGGCACGACGCCAUUGGACGGCACUGCCCGCGAUUCGGCAUCAAUCGAGAGGUGGCUCUUCCCAUUCCGCGCCCUGUGGGAUUUGAAAUGGCAGAACACUCGUAUAAAAUGUCUCUGUCGGUGGGCAAUGAGAAGUUUGUGACGCCGUGGCUGCUUGUGAUUGGACGGAAGAGCCAGAACGUGCCGCUCAUUGAAGUCACCCUGACCCACUUUGCAGGAGAUCUGAGGGGAGUGCAGGCGAAGGUGCACAACUUACCACAUGAAUACCUGGAGCGGCAUCGGCAGCUGGCUCUGGAGUUCAGGAACGAGUCGCACUGGCCCAAGCACGUGCUCAUGAAAUACACGUGGCUCGAGUAUGCAGAGGUGGACGUCACAGCAGGUCUCCUCGUGCUCUUCGCCUCGACCUUCAUUCUCACAACCUUUCUUGCUGUUUACAUUCUUCAGUCCUCCAAAGACAAGCUCGCAAAGUUCAUGAACGAGCAGAUGGCAGAGAGCGCUGCAGCAGUGCCAGGAGGAGGAGAGGUUGCCAAGGUGGACUGA
Molecule: messenger RNA, 657 nt
Organism: Closterium sp. Yama58-4
Lineage: Eukaryota; Viridiplantae; Streptophyta; Zygnematophyceae; Desmidiales; Closteriaceae
Source: the annotation of a GenBank genome assembly